UGGCGCCGGUCAUCAGUGGUUCUUCCACAGCCAUAUUGAGCACAUCUCCCUGUGCUCCCUUUUUCCUCUGCCGCUGCUGUUACUUACCGUACAAUCAUACACCCCCAUCCCGCCCUCUCACACACUAACACUCCAUCCACCAAAAAAAAAUCACAAAUUAGUAUAUACGCACUCUAGGAAUCUCUAGCAGGACUGAUAUUGUAAGCAUCCAAUUGCGAACGCUGUUCAAAACAUCUUUCAAGUUACUUUCAUAUUUAUUUCUAUUGAGGAGCUGGUAUAGGCGAAUCUACGAACGCUGUUCUUCCGACUCCUCACAGCAGCGUAACAUCUGCGGGAGUUACAGUCAACAAGAUUAAGUAGUGAAAAGUAUAUUGAUAAGAUCAGUGGACCAGCAGUGUAUCCUGCACACUCAAGGAUUUUUACAUUGGACUGCGUCCUCUAGACAGCUACUCCACCAGCACGUCGAAGGAAGGAAGACAGCAGCUCCCGGCCCCACUCCUGGUCAAUGAGGCUUCCGGCGGCUACUUCCUAGUAUGACGGGCCGGGGUGCGGCCAUGUUCCACUAUGUGGCAGCCGCAUUACUUGUGUUGGCGUGUUCAUCACUAGGAGAUGAUCUUAACAAAACAUCAGAAAGUACCUCUCCUGGCCAUUACUUGCUGCCAUCGCUACGUGAAGAUCCAGUCCUCCUCUCGAGUCAGGAUCCUACGCAUGACUUAAAGAUGGCUCCUUUCCUUACGCACCACACAACAUUGUAUGACCUAAGUAAACCUGCAUACAGCCCCACUCAGACAAAGUCAACUCUGGUUUCUCAUUUAUCGCCAAGUGUAAAAUCAGUCCUCGCACCCAGUCCUAUCACACACACUGUUAUGGAAUUAGAUGUCGUUCCUACAGAUGAACUGCGGUCAUCAUCAACUAUAUAUCUACGGCACAUUCGAAGUCCAACUCCUUUACACAAUAAAAAUACUGCCACACACAAUAAUACCCAUGCCACAUCAAACCACGUACUGGUCAUGUCAGAGACUGGUCACCUCAGAGCCACAGCUAGUCAUGCAUUGAGUUCAUCUUCUUCCAGAAGUCUUAUUAUACAUUCUUCUGCAUCAUCAUUUGCUCCAUCUCCAGUAGAUCCUUUCCUCUCCGGCCUCACUGCGAGUGCUUCUGAAUCCACUACUGCUAUCGCCAUUUCCUCUAAACCUCCUCAUCACAAUUCAACAGUACUCAAUGAUGGCUCACCUCUGUUGAAUAAAUCCAUUGAUACUGAAUCUGCCACUGUUUCACAAGAAGAAUACAACAGUAUUUUAACAAGAUUUAGCUUAGACGCUCUGCAAGCAACCCAAAUGGCAGAACGACUAGGCUUGGCAGGGACAGGUAUGGCAGAGCUGGAGCAGGAAUUACUGUUGGGAGGAGACCUGCAGGGCCCAGGAGGACCCAGUGACAGGCCUCGUGCACUACCUCUGGACCGCAACAUUCGCACUACAUCUCAACGAAGUUUUACAUCCAGCAUAUCACAUGCCACCAAGCGGCUGUUCUUGGGUGACCCGACACUUUGUUACUCUGGAACCUGUGAAUUCUUCCUGCUGUGCUGGAUAAGUGGAGGUUUGAUCGAAGGAGGCUGUGGAGGGUUUCUCUUUGCUUGUUGUGUCCGGCAUAACCAGAGAGGACAGCGAGGUCCGGAGUCAUACAGAGAUGACAGUGUGGGUCUUAUUCCUGUAGAUUAUGGCCCUAUCAGGAAUGAUCAAGGCUGUGGUCUGAGUGUAAGCAGCCGCCUGACUGCCCAGCGCAGGAUUGUUGGUGGUACCGAGGCUGGCUUUGGCUCGUUUCCCUGGCAGGCUUACAUCCGGAUUGGCUCAAGUCGAUGUGGAGGAUCUCUCAUCAAUCAGUACCACGUGGUCACUGCUGGUCAUUGCGUUGCCAGAGCUCGACCGUCGCAGAUUCGAGUAACACUUGGUGAUUAUGUCCUUAAUUCAGAGCGGGAGCCUCUUCAUCCUCUUACUUUUGGAGCUUCAGAGAUCAAGGUCCAUCCAAAGUUCAAGUUUACACCACAGGCUGACAGGUUUGAUGUUGCAGUCAUCACUCUGGAUUCACCUGUACACUAUCAGCCUCAUGUCCAGCCUAUAUGCUUGCCAGAAAAAGGAGCAGAUUGGCUCGGAAGUUAUGCCUGGGCUGCUGGAUGGGGAGCUUUACAAUCUGGAUCACGGUUACGCCCAAAGAGUUGCAGGUAGUAGAUGUCCCAUCCUAGAUUCCCGCCUUUGUGAAGAUUGGCA
Molecule: messenger RNA, 2261 nt
Organism: Cherax quadricarinatus
Lineage: Eukaryota; Metazoa; Arthropoda; Malacostraca; Decapoda; Parastacidae
Source: RefSeq, a predicted model, not a curated record